CUAUCUGAGGUUUAGGGAUAAUCCUUUGGAUCGAAUUACAGGGCCUGGCGUCGUCGUCUCAUUGCAAUAUUCCUACUUCUUUCUUGACGAAUAGGAAAACAGGAAAUUCUCAGGAAAAACUGAUCCAGGUGGUAGCUCUGCGGGUUUUCGAUCUAGAGGAAUGGAAAGAAAAGCAGUUGAUCAGACUAGUGGUGGAACAGAGGAGGAGGCAGCUGUAGUAGUCCAGCAGCAGCCGUUGUUGGCUGGGGAGAGAACGCAGAUCAUGAAAGUGAUGGUGGCUGUGGACGAAAGCGAGGGGAGCUUCUAUGCGCUCAAGUGGACCCUUAACCAUUUCUUCAACCAGCUCCCAGCUGCAGGUGGAGUACCACCCGAGGAACCCGGCCGGGAGUCCAGCAUGAUAACUAUCGUACACGUUCAGAAGCCCUUUCAACCCUUCAUUUAUCCUGCUGGACCAGCUGUCUAUGCAACACCCAUGGUGGUUGAGUCCGUGAAGAGGGCCCAAGAAGAAAAUGCUGCUUCAGUUCUCAGUCGUGCUUUGCUAAUGUGCAAGGAUUACAAGAUCAAGGCAGAAACUUUGAUUCUUGAGGGAGAUCCGAAGGACAGGAUUUGUGAAGCUGCAGAGGAACUGCAUGUUGAUCUUGUGGUUGUCGGUAGCCGCGGCCUUGGCAAGAUAAAGAGGGCUUUCCUGGGAAGUGUUAGCGAUUAUUGUGCGCAUCAUGUGCACUGUCCGGUUCUCAUUGUGAAGCCUCCAAGGGACCAGGAGGUCCAUAAGAAGUAGAUUUAGCUUUCGGUCCUAUA
Messenger RNA from Coffea eugenioides, 798 nucleotides. RefSeq names its product universal stress protein A-like protein. The record is from RefSeq and is a predicted model, not a curated record. The coding region runs from base 161 to 778 and encodes 205 amino acids. The transcript has 5 exons. Lineage: Eukaryota; Viridiplantae; Streptophyta; Magnoliopsida; Gentianales; Rubiaceae.